GGUUGCCUUCCAGCGGACCGUCUGGACGGGGAGGGGGGCCGCCUGCCUUCCGCUUCUCGGCUGGAUUGACACACAAUGAGGAGUCAAGGCAGCGUAGACGCUGCAUAAACGCCGCUGUAAAUAAAAACAGCCAUCACUGAGGCUAGUGAAACAUGGAAAAUCAGUGCACAGUGCAGGUGAAACUGGAAUUGGGCCACAGAGCUCAGCUGCGAAAGAAAGUCACAUCAGAGGGCUUCACCCACGACUGGAUGGUGUUCGUCCGAGGGCCAGAGAACGGCGACAUCCAGCACUUUGUAGAUAAGGUUGUCUUCCGCCUGCAUGAGAGCUUCCCCAAACCCAAGAGAGUAUGCAAGGAGCCCCCAUACAAAGUGGAGGAGUCGGGUUACGCAGGCUUCCUCAUGCUGAUUGAGGUGUACUUCAAGAACAAGGAAGAGCCAAAAAAGGUGUGUUUCAACUACGACCUAUUCCUGAAUUUGGAGGGUAAUCCUCCUGUUAAUCACCUUCGCUGUGAGAAGCUUACCUUCAACAACCCCACCAAAGAUUUCAGGAAAAAGCUGAUCAAAGCCGGAGGGGUAUUGGUGGUUCCGGAGGUGGCUGAAGCAGUGUCAAGGCCCAGUCCAGACUAUCCAAUCCUCCCCACCAUCCCCCUCUCAGCCUUCUCAGAUCCCAAGAAAACCAAGACCUCUCAUGUGUCAAAGGAACCCAGCAAAGAAGGAGGUGGUGGCAGCAGCAAAGGACCCAAACCGCACAAGAUGACCAAGGAGCACCGUGAAAGACCCCGGAAAGACUCGGAGAGUAAAACCUCGUCGAAAGGGGACAUUGACAGAGAUGGAAGUAGCAAGAGCGGCCGUGACUCUUCCUCAUCCUCGUCUUCGAAAAAGCCAUCAGAGAUCAAAGUUAAAGAAGAAGUCAAAGUCCUGCCCAAGGCAGCCUUCAAGGAGCCCAAACUCACCCUGAAGGAGUCAAAGAUGGAGGGCAUGUCUCCAAAAGGAGGGGGUGCUGGAAGUGGAGGGGGUGGGGGUGGGGGAGGAGGCGGAGGAGGAGUUGGGAGUUCUGCAGAAUCCAAAGCCCCCAGCAAAAGACCUUCUGCUGUGGAGUCUCCCAAACCCAGUGUGAAGAAGCAGAAAAAGGGCAGCUCUGAGGGGCCCAAAGGUCCGUCUGGUGGUGCUUUCACAGGUUCCCCUCGUGUGUCGUUGUCUUCUGCUGCCAGUCAGCCCUACGCUGACAAGAAACACUCCAAGGAAAAAGGUCGCUGGGCCAAAAGCAAAAACGACACGCAGGAUUUGAAAGAACCCAAAAAACUACCCGAGUCGGAAGAGUCGAACUCAGAAGAUGACGCAUCUUCCAAGUCUGAGCAAUCAGCUCCUUCCAGUCCUUCAAACUCCAGUUCCAGCUCGGACUCCAGCUCAGACUCUGACUUUGAGCCGGGACAGAAACCGGGACAAGGUCCCCUGCGAUCCAUGGUGGAGGAGAUCCAGUCAGAGGAGUCAGACGAUGAUGACAGCAGCUCAGAGGACGGGACCCCCAUUAAAACCAAUCCCCCCAACCGUGAUUCUCGACUGAGCCUGGACAGCGAGAGUGACAGCAGUGACGGCUCGCACCGCCCCAGUCGAGACCCCGUCCCACCCCCGCAGAAACACAGCUCCUCCAAUAAUAAAGUGUCUGGCAGGAAGAGUCCAGACUCCUCGUUCCGUUCCGAGAAGGUGUUGAAGAAGGGAUACGACAAGGUAGGAAGGGCGUACACAGAAGAGUUAGUGGACCUCCACCGCAGACUGAUGGCAUUAAGGGAGCGUAAUGUCCUGCAACAGAUCGUCAACCUGAUCGAGGAGACGGGCCACUUCAACGUGACCAACACCACCUUUGACUUUGACCUCUUUUCACUGGACGAGUCCACCGUCCGUAAACUACAGAGCUACCUGGAGGCGACGGCCACGUGACAGCAAGCGGAGACGGUGGUCGCGACAUCUCCUCAAGUAGCGGCUUGUUCAUCGGCCCGACUGAAUCACUGAACGGCAAGCAACCACACAACACGCGCAAGAAUAAAGAAGCACACAUGAAGACGCCGCACUUUGACGCCAUGUUGGCGAGGGGCAGCGGAGAACCGACAGAUGUUUAGGAGGGCGGCACGGCAACGGGAGAGUUGCAGAUGACAGCGGGAGAGGAGCGCCACAGGAAAUCAGUCAAAUGACACGACAGAAUUUUCCAGAGGUGUCAUUUUGGCUCGCCGACUUGUGGAAUUCAUCCCUUUCCCUUUUCAGCUCUUCACCAACUCUCCUCAUCCUCCUUCCCUUUGACACUCCUUACUGGCCAGAUCACUCCACAGCCCCCCCCCCCCCCCUGCAUUCAGCUGCGUUCGGCCUUCACAGUUACUGACGUCUCUUAGUUUGGAACGCACGCGCAUGUACCUCCCAGCUUCACACGCACACACUGUACACGUAAAACCGUGCGUGUUGCGCAUCCCUGUUUAGAUGGCAUCUCUACUUUCUCGACAUCUAAAUAUGCAUUGUGUUGACUUGCCCCUUGCACUGAAACCUGAGCUGUGACCUCCCGCCAACAGCCACUCUCUUUCUCCCUCUCCAAGCGCCCCCCUCCCACUGCAUCCCUUCCAUGUCAGCAUGCACCAAAGGGCUUCACUGCUGGUCGCUGGUGCGCUCCUGAAUCGCCUACUGGUGGGUUUUUAACACUAACAAACGUAGCCAUACUCUUCUCCCAGAAUCCAAAAAUAAGGAAAAGUAGGGGUCAUGCGCCCCCUCCCCCUUUUUAAUUUGUUUUUUUUUUAUAUUGUAUUUUUCUACAAGUACAUUUGUGUUUCUACUCCCAGAUUUGCGGUUAAACGACCUUGUGAGCUAUGAAUGUAUAUCGCUUUUAUUUUUCUACGCCCAACAGCAACAAGCCCACUCUAGUGCCUUUCUGCAGUGUGAAGUGGGUGUUCCCAAGCAUCCUCCCCUGCUUCACUUUGGGAGGGGGGGAACCAAGUGUUCAUCGGGCUGCCUGAUUAUUCAGUAUUGUCUUAAUGGCUUCCUUUUUCUUCCUCAGUGUCCUUGUAGGCCGUUGACCCUCGUAACCCUCCCUCGUCAUUUCUGUAGAAGCUGUACAAUGUUUUGACUGGUGUUCAUGUUCUUGCUUUCUGCCACUAGCUCAGUGUUGAAUGUGUGUGUGGGGGGGGGGGUACGUGAUAUGAACUAGCUGGAGAAACUGUUGAUUUGGGCUGCUGUGUGUAUGCACUCUGGCUGGCUGGCAUGUGGCCUCCGGGAAACAUGAAGUGGAAUAUCAAAUCUUCAAGAGCUCAGUUCAGUCUAAUCAAAACGAACUCCAAACAUUUGACAGAAUUCUUCAGAACGCUCUUGGGGGUGGGGGGUGGGGGGCACUCAAGGGGACAGGGAAUCUAACCAGUUGACUUCCUCGUCCAUGAAAGUCAUUGAAAUGUUCACACAAGUUUUGAAAUUGCAAGUUGAUGUCACAAGACGGCAGCCAAGCACUAGCCUGUCUAGAUGAAACUCCUCCCUUCGCGUCAACAUAAUUUCUUGUUACCAAGAAACCAGAAGAUGGUAACAGGCAAUUGUUUGCCAGAGAAACACCACGCAGCAGCCCACCCAGGUCGAGGUCCACACCUUCACCGAGCGCGUCCUUUGCCGCUCUGCCUUUUGUGUAUUUAUUCUGACCUUUGUGUAGCUUUAAUACUCUCGUGUCUGCGUGUUGUGGGGGGCCGCCCCUCUGCUGACUGUAAACGCAGUUGAUUUGAAACAGUCUCACCCAGGCCUUCACCAGCCUCCCCGCCCCGCCCCCCUGACCAUCCAGCCUGUGCCUCUGUCGACAAAACCUCCGACUCCCAGUAACUGUGUGAGCAAGAUGACAACAAGCCUGGUGUCGUCUUCUCCAUAUACGUCCUAGUUCAUGAACUCUGACCGUUUGACCUGCUACUCUUUUAGCCCCUUGUGUUGGCGACUGGGGCGUUGGAGUGGAUGUUGACCCAAGAGAAGCCCUGCCGUGUCCCCACAGUCAAUGUUUUAUUUAUGGACCUCUGCACUUUUGGCUGUGAUGACUUCAGUACUUAAAUAGUUACCUAAACUGUAUUUUUAAGGAUUUUAUACAAUAUUUACAUGCAAUAUGAUAUUAGGUUGUUGUUUUGCCAACUUGUUUUUGUUUAUUUAACUGUCUUGAAUUUGCGCAUGACCUGUCACCAUUAGUCACCAACAAACAUGCUUCUCAAAGCAAUUUUUUUGGCCUGAACUGUUUUUUUGUGGGGUUUUUGGGCACGCUCCCUGUAAAGUUUUUGUGUAUCUCAUCACAGCUGAGCACCAAGAAGCAGGCGUCGCUGACUGGCAUUCGUUUGCUGGAUGACCUCAAUUUAAUCACUGUUCUGCUUCCAGUCACAAUAACUGGACCACAGCGUGGACGCCACACUUUUGUUCAGGGAGCUGUUAAGCUAAAAACAAACAAAACAUUUAUUUUUUAUUCCUUGGUGCGUUUUGAUUGUUGUUUGGUUUCUUAGAUGAUGCGCUCCCUCGGCACAAACGCAUAAUAGGAAAGGAGCGGGACUUGAGAAUUGGAGGCUAAGGGUCAAUAAUCUGCUGUGUGCAUCUUUACAAGUUAAAAAAAAACAACAAAAAACAAAACUUGAGAGUCCAAAUGUUGAUGUUUGUGGGCAGGGCGUAUGUGAAUCUAGAACGCUUAUUCAUUUCUUUGACUGGGCAGGGACAGGGGGAUGCUUUGAGGAAAUAUCUGGCAUCACCUGGAUGUGGUCAAUGCAGAACAAACCAACUGGAGUGCACAUGAGCAACCCAAUUUGGUCAGACAAACUUGGCAUUGGAAUGCCACCAUGUGGCCAUAUGAUGCAAGUUGUCAAACACAAAAUGUGUUAUUUUAAUUUUUUUUAAAUCAUAAUAAAGUCAUGAAAUACUGUU
This is a messenger RNA of Hippocampus zosterae (dwarf seahorse), 4904 nucleotides long. RefSeq names its product MLLT1 super elongation complex subunit a (gene mllt1a). Gene Ontology annotation, cellular component: super elongation complex. NCBI's taxonomy places the organism in Eukaryota, Metazoa, Chordata, Actinopteri, Syngnathiformes, Syngnathidae. The coding region runs from base 153 to 1937 and encodes 594 amino acids. The record is from RefSeq and is a predicted model, not a curated record. Gene Ontology annotation, biological process: regulation of DNA-templated transcription. The transcript is spliced from 12 exons.